GUUCGGUUUCAGUUCGCGUUUGGAUACCGAAUCGGACGGGUUUUGACGCGCGCGCGACCGACGUACGUUUACUUCGUUGAGGCGCUUAAGGAAAAGUGGUUUGCGCGAAUCUCUGGCGCUAGACGGGAUCCCUCGCCGUGUAUAGUGCAGAAAUGUGUUGAAACAAGUUUCGAUCGAGCCUUUUUGCAUCUGUUGUGUUUCUCGAGGUUUUUUGGGGGCCCGCGUGUUCGAAGGGCGAUUUUGAGCCAUUUAACGCCGUCUCGGGGAAUCAUCACCCAGCUAAAAGCAUCUCGUUAGCUGCAAUUGGCCCCUCCGUAAAAUUAAAGAAUACACGUAGUGAGUUGUAAGCAAGCGCAUCUAGGCUCUUGAGAGGGUGUUGUAUGAUUUCGGCUGGAUGGUGCACCCUUCAAUAUAAGUUAAGGUAGGCUGGUGUGUGAAUUAAGUCGUCUAACAAUAAAUUCAAGCUAAAGUAUCAUCAUCGCUUCGAAGGUGUCGAAGAAGUGUUGAAGAAAUAUGAGAAGAAACGGUCCCCUCUCGGUAGAAGGCUUUUGAGUGCGCGCACAGAUUUAGGCGCAGUUGAAAGUGAGAAAAGUAGGUCUCGUUGAGUGACCGUUGUGAACGUGCAGUCAGCUGGAACUUCGCUACGUAGUGCUUACGACAGCUUUGGUGGUGAUUCACGGCCCACUACCUCAAGGAAGGUCGAUUCGAGAUAAAUGAUUAUCGGCUUUGUCACGUUGUGCGGUUGAUCUUGCACUCCUCUGGGCUGGUGUCUGUGUGUUUAUGAUGUGCCUUCAAUAACUGAAAUGGAAUUUCCCUGUUCGCCUGAGUGAGUCUAUAGGGAUUCAGCAGAUUUCGUUCUCGGUACUGAGCAGUGGUGUAUAAUUAAGUGAUAUCGCACGUUUGCUUGAGGGUGCGACACAGCAAGUUGUUCCAAGUGCUUUCGUGUUUUGCGGCAAUUGAGAUAUGAAUUGUUUGUUUGGGCAAGAUAGUGAGUGAGAAUUACGCGAUGUUGACGACAAGAAAACCGGGGCCUCCAGUCCCUCCCAGACCAAGUGCUGCAGCCGUAGCCAAUGCGCUAGCUAGACACCGUGAGAACUCUCCCAGUCCGGUAGGAGUUCACACGCUGAAGCCACCACAUCCAGGACGUACCGUGGUUUACAAAUCACCGGGAUUCGAUGAACCUAAAAAACCGCAACAAUGCAGUCCUAACGGAAAUUUCAUCGCAAAUGGAGACUCCAAGAAUUAUCCGGAGUAUUCACCUCAAAAGACGGAAGUUUACCUUGGCGAUUCUAACGGACUGUUCGUGCCGCGACCAAUUCUACCGGUUGAGAAUGGCGUUAAUCACCGCAGUAAUAACGCCAAUUCCAACCUAGUUAACGGAAAACUAAUGUACACAUCAACGUGUAGUAUAAUUGAAAUAAACUCUUCCUCAUCAGCUUCUACUUCGGCGUCAUCGUCGCCUAUGUCCACGCUUCAAAAGCCAGAAUCCAUUGGCCGUAAUGAACGCAAUCAUCAUAAUUUUGUCGAUGAAGAAGAGACCAUCGUGAGCCAAAAACAAAUCAAAAAAUCCUACAACCAUCAACAUCUGGAUGCUUUUGACGAUUCCUCCGCUAUUAGGCGUAAUUCACCCGAUGUGAUUGUGAUCAACUCGACCUCCUCUGAGCAUGACAGCGGGACUGAGCAAAAUUCGAUCGAUACCAAUAGCAUCGCCAGUAGCAAUUCGCUGGAAAGGGAAAAUAAUAUGAAAAACCUUGAAACCCGACAAGCUCACAUGACCGAGAUCAUCAUCGGAUUAAGCCCGGAUGAGCUUCGUUCCACCAGUACCACCAUGGUGAACAGCGGAACAUCAACGAUCAUCGAAGCUCGAAACGAUGCCCUCCUUACGAAUCAGUCCUCUCCGGAGCCCAUCAAACAUGUGAUAAGAACCUCGUCCAUCCGUCUCCCGUACCGUCCGGAGCCGGAAGGCGGUGAGCAUAUCUCACCCACGAACGAUGGCAAUGUAUCUACCAAAUUGAUCAAUCCCCCGUCGAUCGACCCGAAAACGAUCGAUACGAAGCUGAGCGAGAAGAAAGUGGCAUUCCAUGAGUUGCUGAUUUCGGAACUGACGGCUAUGAGACAAACCCAUGCUCAAGAAGGCGGAGGUACUGCUGGGGAUGCCGUCUCCAGGCGACAGCGAUGCCCCCCGGAGACGCGCUCUUCGACGGAUGUUUCACCGAAUGGGACUGCCAAUAGGCCGGCUCGGAUUCGUACCGCCGAUUGGAUUGAAGUUGGCGAUAACGGCAAAGAGGUUGUGCUUUCCAGCUGCCAGAUCAGCCUGGAGGACUCGGGCAUGGAGGACGAGGAAAAGCUGGACGAUGCCUCCUCCGGGGUGGGAGAUUCCUGGGAUAGCGUCAAGGAUGCCGAAGAACGCAUCACGAUGUCCCUACCGGGACUGCCCCCGCUACCAAAGAGUCUCAGUGGUUUCGAUCUGGCCGGUCAACAGCUUCAAGUCCAUCAGCAGCACCACCAUCUCCUUCAACAGCAGCAGCAUCACCAUCAGUCAUCUCAUCAUCAGCAUCUGCUGCAGCCUCCACAGCAUCAACCAAAUCCACCACCCUCCCAGCAAAUGCUUCAACAGCAAUCGCAGCAACAACUUCCUCCAUCCCUUAAUCACCAUCCGACGAAUCCGUUCAUCCCGAUCGGGGUCAACCUGCAAAGUGUCAGUAUGGCAUCGUUGGUUUCGCAGCGGGGCCAAUCGCCAGUCAGCACCAUCAGCAGCGGAAACAGUGUCGCGGCAACGCCAAAUAGUGGUUCCAGCAGUGGCAACGGAGGCGGCGGCGGCGGCAGCAGCAGCAUUCGGAAGCCAACUACCCUCGACACCCAGCUGGCGAUCUUGCGGAGAGAAAUGGUGAGUACGAUUGACUGAUCGACUGGCAGUUGAAUCAACGGACGGGGGACUUCGGAGAUAUAGGUUGGACCGGUGCGGGUACGUUCGUUGGUUGGAGUUUAGGGGAUAUUUCCAUCGGUCCUGAGUCGACAGUUGUCAUAAUUACGUGAGUUUUGCAUAAUAAUAUGGAUGAACAAUAAUCAGUUUUUCUGAUAUUCUUCUAGCCAUUUCCAACGAAUUUCGUGUGAGAUCUAUAUUGUAUUCAUGACGAGAUCUUUUAUAAAUGAAUAAAUGGUGAGGUUUUCAGGUAUUUUUAGGCAAGGACAAAACUUCAAGUUAUUUGAAGUUCGUCAUUCAAAUUUCCGACAAAUCGGACUACUAGAAGCUGAAAUACAGCUGUAUGGAAAAACAGCAUUUGAUUUCUAACUUUUGUCCCUGACUGUAUCGUACAUAUGUUACACAAUUCAAAUAAAAGCGUUGAACGAACUCACCAAUUGAUCCUUCAUUCUUGCCAGAGCAGCCACAAACCACUUUCAGCUUCACAUACAGAAUAACUGCGAAUUAAUAGGGUCAAAUGGUCCAACAUGCCACUUUAAGGAUUUGUGUCGUUUUCUCCUAAUGAGAUCCACAUUUUAACGCCAUUCGAAGUCUUAACAGUAACUUUACAGUAUUUGCUAGCUAUCAUCAUGAAAACAUUUCCCAAAUUUGAGUUUUUGUACGGACUUAAAUCGUGUAGAAAAAUUGGUUGAAAAAUGGGGGUGGUUCAAAAUUACCAAAUGGAUGGGGUAGAAUGCCAUUUAGUAUGGAGAACUAGUAGUUAGCAACCAAGUUUCUCCAUGAGUUUGCUCUGUGGUACGGAAACGCUUAUUCCUUAAUGAAAUCAUCGGAAAACCUUAAAAUUUAGGAAAAAA
Messenger RNA from Aedes aegypti (yellow fever mosquito), 3777 nucleotides. Its product is annotated as AF4/FMR2 family member 4. Bases 1007 to 2905 code for a protein of 632 amino acids. NCBI's taxonomy places the organism in Eukaryota, Metazoa, Arthropoda, Insecta, Diptera, Culicidae. The record is from RefSeq and is a predicted model, not a curated record. The transcript has 3 exons.